CGUCUUAUAUACUUUUUCUCAAUUAUGUAUUCUUUUCUUUAAUUAUAUUAUUCAUUUUAUCUUUGCAUAAAUAUAGUUUCAUAAAGUAAACUGUGUAGUGCUUUAGAAAUCCUCACAUAAACUUUGCCCGAUGAAAUUGACUUCACAAAAUCAUCAACUUUGAAGGCUCAUGUGCGACGCACAGUGGCGAGAAUCGCCGAAAACGUGGACGAAAGUCAAAAAAUGAAAAUCGGAAUUCUUGAAAUCUGUUUAAUGGAACUUGUUCAUAAGGAAUGUGUGUAUAAUGUUCUGACACUUUUAAUGAUUUUAUUAUUACCAUGUAGCAGAUAUCUACCCCCUUAAUAGGUCCAUUUUUGCCGGUAAUGUCACCUUGCUGCAUUAUAGAAAUAUCUAUUGUGUCUCUUCAGUUAAUCACUUAAUCCCAAAUUCAGCCAAUUCUAUUGAAUUGCUCUACUGUGAUUAGUAGACUUACAAUCAAAACCGGACAUUGACUCAAACCGGGACUAUAAUUUCAACAUUAGUGUAUUAAUAACAACAAUUAAGUGUUACUCCUAAACACGUUAUCGAACCAGUGAACAUUUGUAUGCUUCGGAAAUAUUUUCCUAUUGUCUUACACAUUAUAUUAAAAGCCGCUAUGAGUGAUAAAUGCAAGGGCUGCAGAACGCAAGUGGUCAACCCGGUCACCUGUGAGCGGGCUUAGAUGUAAAAUUACCGCGGUGCCAUCUCCUGGUAACUCUCCCAGUCGAUUAACUCAGACAUCAACCGAUGUCACUACUUGUGCUGCCGAUGACAUCAGGGAUCUAAUGCGCAUGGAAUUUCUAAACGUGCGGCGCGAAAUCUGUAAAGAUAUCCAGGAGCUUCAAAACACUCUUAAAACAGAAAUAUUGCACAUCAAAGAAGAGCUAAAUUCAUUGCGCUCAGAAGUGAACUUAAUUACUACAAGGGUUCAAGCUCUGAAAAAUGUCCCCGUACCCCAGAAACAAACCAGUAACCUUGCGGAUUCCACAUUCAAUGUAUCGGAAAUUGCUGAGAAGGGGAGACAUCAUCGUCCAUGGUCUCGCGGAGGGCCCCACAUCGUCGAGGAUCUCCUGCGCGACAUACUACCUCCAAAUUCUGGCGACAUUCGUGUGGUACGUCUUCGUAAACCGGGGUCAAAGCCUAGGUUAUUGAGGGUAACUCUGAGUGAUUCCAACUUGGCUCGUCAGGAACAUGGCUAAACGACAGCUUCUUUACGCCCGAGCUCGGCCUUGAUAACUACGAAAUCUUUCGUUCGGAUAAAAACCACACCACCAGUGAUCACAGUAGAGAAGGGGGUGUUCUCAUUGCUGUCCAUUCCUCUCUUCCCUGUGUAUGUAUGCCUUCACCCUUCAACCUAGUUGAACACCUUUUUGUCAAAAUUUCUCUUUCUCCCAAUCCUAUCGUUAUCUCAACAUUGUAUAUACCACCAUCAUCUCCUCCAUCUAUCUAUCGCAAUCACUUCGACUCUAUUUACAACAUCGUCACAUCCUUUCCACCAUGUAACUUCCUUAUUGUCGGUGACUUUAACAUGCCGUUUAUUAAAUGGCACUUUGCUUCCUCGUCCUUUUCCUCUCCUUACUUAGAUAAUUCCUCCAAUAGUAGAAACGUUUCCAUCUAUAAUGACACUGUUGAGUUGCUGGAGGCCUGUAACUUUCAUCAACUUAACACCUUUCCUAACUGUCAUAACUCCAUCCUUGACCUUGUUUUUUCCAACCUACUUUCUGUCUCUCUCCACAUUACUGUUAACUCACUCCUACUUCUUGAUCUGAUCAUCCUCCCCUUAACAUCCUCCCCUUAUGCCUUCCAACUCUCCCUCUGCCCCCUCCUCAGCCAUACACCUUCAAGUUUGAUUAUGUGAACGCUGACUAUGGCAGUAUGAUAUAGUACUUUAACAACAUUGACUGGGAUAGCUCACUUCGAGGUCUUUCGGUUAACGACGCGGUGGAUUUCUUUUAUAUAAAAGUCUUUGAGGCAGUAGAAAUGUUUGUACCUAAGAGACGUAUCCGAUCUGAUAGCUAUCCGCGAUGGUUCUCUAAUGAUCUAAUCAGACUUAUAAAGGUAAAGAAAUCGGCCCACUUCUUAUAUAAUAAAAUAAUUUUUAACAAAAAAUACAACCGACUUCGAAAUGCACUAAAAAGUAUGAAAUA
Molecule: messenger RNA, 2165 nt
Organism: Osmia bicornis bicornis
Lineage: Eukaryota; Metazoa; Arthropoda; Insecta; Hymenoptera; Megachilidae
Exons: 2
Coding region: 804-1217 (137 amino acids)
Source: RefSeq, a predicted model, not a curated record